GUGCGGCGGGAGCCCCCGGGCCGCCUCUUCCCCUCGCGGCCCGGCGGAGCGGGCGGGGGGCGGGCGCUGCCUGCGCCGCCGCCACCGCCGAGCUCCACAGGCCGCCGCCGCAGCGCCAACCCCCGGGAUCGCGGCCGGCAGCAGGUGGGAGGCGGCGGCGGCUGGUCAGGCUCAGCCGGGCUCCCCGCGCGGCCGGGUUGGAGCGCCGAGCCCGGCUCCGACAUGUCCGGCAAGAUCGAGAAAGCAGAUUCUGAGCGUUCCCAUCUCUCCUCGUUCACUAUGAAGCUGAAGGGCAAGUUUCAUUCACCAAAAAUAAAGAGAACCCCUUCAAAGAAAGGCAAGCAAGUUGACGUGACAGUGAAAACACCAGAGAAGACGGCGAACAAAAAUGUAUCGUGGCUAGAGGAGAAGGAGAAGGAGGUCGUCAGUGCGUUGCGCUACUUUAAGACUAUUGUGGACAAAAUGGCAAUUGAUGAGAAAGUAUUAGAGAUGCUGCCAGGCUCAGCCAGCAAGGUGCUGGAAGCCAUCCUGCCCUUGGUGCAAACCGACCCACGCAUCCAGCAAAGUUCUGCCAUCUCGUCCUGCUAUAGCCGUGUGUACCAGAGUCUGGCCAAUCUCAUCCGCUGGUCGGAUCAAGUGAUGCUGGAAGGUGUGAACUCAGAAGACAAGGAGAUGGUGACAACAGUGAAGGGCGUCAUAAAAGCUGUUCUGGAUGGAGUCAAGGAGCUGGUCAGACUCACAAUUGAAAAGCAGGAGCAUCCCUCUCCCACAAGCCCAGUUAAACCCAGUUUACCAGCAUGUAAAUCUGACAGCCCUUCGGAACUUCCCCUUACAGACCGAGAAAUGGAAAUCCUCAACAAAACAACUAACAUGACUCAAUCCAACGAGCUACUGACUGACUCCAUGGAUGAAGAAGUUGCGCCUCCUAAGCCCCCUCUGCCCAGCAUUCGUGUGGCAGAAAACAGCCCUCCACCAGCACUGCCCCCCAAAAAACGGCAAUCGGCACCUUCCCCGACCAGAGUGGCCGUUGUGGCCCCCAUGAGCCGAGCCACCAGCGGCUCCAGUUUACCUGUUGGCAUCAACAGACAGGAUUUCGAUGUCGACUGCUAUGCCCAGAGACGGCUGUCGGGUGGAAGCCACUCCUACGGGGGGGAAUCUCCUCGCCUCUCGCCCUGCAGCAGCAUCGGCAAACUCAGCAAGUCUGACGAGCAGCUCUCGUCUCUGGACCGCGACAGCGGGCAGUGCUCCCGCAACACAAGCUGUGAAACCCUGGAUCAAUCAGAUCACUAUGACCCGGACUAUGAGUUCCUGCAGCAAGACCUCUCCAACGCUGACCAGAUACCUCAGCAGGUGCCCGGUAUCCUCAGCCCGUUGCCAGAGUCCUUGGGUGAGUCUGGCUCCCCUUUCCACGGACACGCUUUCCAGCUCCCGCAGGGCAGCUCUCCUCCGCUGGAAUUCUGCAGCCUCUCGGGAGCGGCGCCACCAACAGAGACUCCUCCAGCUUUACCAGAGAAGAAGAGGAGGAGCGCAGCCUCUCAGACCUCGGAGAACUCGGGCUGCAGGGUGUCCUACGAGAGGCACCCUUCCCAAUACGACAACAUCUCGGAGGAUGACCUGCAGAACGCAGCGUCUGUCCCCUCAGUACCUUUCACGCCGUUUGCUGCUGUUUUGCCAUUCCAGCAAGGAAACUCUUCAGCACCGGUCGAAUUCAUUGCUGACUUUGCUGCUCCAGAUUCUAACAGUGACCCAGAGAAGCCACCACCUCUGCCAGAGAAGAAGAACAAACACAUGAUGGCAUACAUGCAGUUUGUGGAAGACUACUCAGAGCCGCAGCCGUCCAUGUUCUACCAGACCCCUCAGAACGAGCACAUCUACCAGCAGAAGAACAAGCUCCUCAUGGAAGUCUAUGGGUUCAACGACUCCUUUAUCAGCUUAGACCCUUCUCAAGAUCUGGCACCUCCUCCUGCUCUCCCACCGAAGCAGCGGCAGCUGCAGGCCUCCUAUGCUGCCUCUUCUUUCUCUCCUGUCUCCUACUGUGUCCAGCAAACUAAAGUGCCCUUCACCCCCGAGGACAGCGGUGCCGCUCAGGGCCUCACUAUGUCAGUCUCUAACUCCUUUCUCAACCGGCACAGCUCCUUUCCUGUGCACUCGUACAAAUCCGUGUUUAGGUCCUACUCCCAGGACUUUGUGCCUCACAACCAAGUCUCCGUACCUCCUUUCCUCUCUUCUGCCUCCUCCUCCUGCACCACCCCACCUUUUCCGCCCGUCCAUCCAUCCCAGAGCCCCGACCUGGCGGUGCCCGCCGCAGCCAGCCAGUCACCCAGCACUGCGGACGUGCCAAACUCCUCUUCUCAGGAGAGCAGCUUUAACGGGAAUGCUCCUGUCUGCCUUCCUUCUGAAACCUCUCUCACUGAUUCUCUCCAGACACCUUCGAGUGAAAACGCCAGUGAGGAGGCUGGUGAGGGUGAAUACGUCAAUCUGUAUUCCUCUGGCCAGAGCAACGGGGAACUCCCUCGCUCUGAAGGAGAAUCUCCCUCCGUCAAAGACGGCCACUCGAAAGACUCCACUUCAAGCAGCAGCACGGUGGGGAAGGAAGGCCAGGACGGUGCUGAAAGGCAGCAGCAGUCACCAGAUCCUUUGGAAUCAUCGCAGUUGGAGGAAGAGGUAGAUGAGCUAUCCCUUAUUGACCACAGUGAAAUUAUGGCAAGGUUAACACUGAAGCAAGAGGGAGAUGAUGGGCCAGAUGUUCGUGGUGGAUCCGGAGAUAUUUUGUUGGUGCAUGCAACAGAGACCGACAGGAAAGAUCUGGUGCUAUACUGUGAAGCCUUUCUGACUACAUACAGGACAUUUAUUACCCCUGAAGAGCUCAUCAAGAAGCUGCAGUACAGGUAUGAGAAGUUUUGCCACUUCCCAGACACGUUUAAGAAGCGAGUCAGCAAGAACACCUUCUUUGUGCUGGUGAGAGUGGUGGAUGAGCUGUGCUUAGUGGAGCUGACGGAAGAAAUUCUCAAGCUGCUGAUGGACCUGGUCUUCCGACUGGUGUGCAACGGAGAGCUCAGCCUCGCCAGAGUGCUACGCAAGAAUAUCCUUGAUAAAGUGGAUCAGAAGAAAAUGCUGGGCUAUGCCAACUCCAGCAAACCUCUUGCAGCCCGUGGGGUGGCAGCCAGGCCAGGGACCUUGCAUGAUUUCCACAGCCACGAAAUAGCCGAGCAGCUGACCCUCCUGGAUGCUGAACUCUUCUACAAAAUUGAGAUCCCAGAAGUUUUGCUUUGGGCAAAGGAGCAAAACGAGGAGAAGAGCCCCAACCUGACACAGUUCACAGAGCACUUUAAUAAUAUGUCCUACUGGGUCCGUUCAAUAAUUAUGCUACAAGAGAAAGCGCAAGACAGAGAGAGGCUUCUCCUUAAGUUUAUAAAGAUUAUGAAGCACUUACGAAAGCUGAAUAAUUUUAAUUCCUAUCUGGCCAUUCUUUCUGCACUGGAUUCUGCGCCCAUCCGAAGGCUGGAGUGGCAGAAACAAACCUCGGAGGGCCUGGCUGAGUACUGCACGCUGAUCGACAGCUCCUCGUCCUUCCGCGCCUACCGAGCAGCUCUGGCUGAUGUGGAACCUCCCUGCAUACCUUACCUAGGCCUGAUUCUGCAGGACCUGACCUUUGUUCAUCUGGGAAACCCCGAUUACAUCGACAACAAAGUGAACUUUUCCAAGCGCUGGCAGCAGUUUAACAUCCUGGACAGCAUGAGGUGCUUCCAGCAGGUACAUUACGACAUCAAAAGAAACGACGACAUCGUGUCCUUCUUCAACGAUUUCAGUGACCACCUGGCCGAGGAGGCCUUGUGGGAACUGUCCCUCAAAAUCAAACCUCGGAACAUCACAAGGCGGAAAACAGACCGAGAAGAGAAAACCUAGGAGGAGGGGGCGUGCGAGCGAGGAGAAUUGCUCCGCAGACGCGCCGAGGGCAGCUAUGAGACUGGAGUUGAGUGUUUGUACCUGUUACUGGAUGACGCACCCUCCCUCCCAGCUGGCAGCCGUCCCGGGGGGGCCAACGUCAUCAGGUGCUCGCAACGGGCGAGAGGUGAGCGCACGUCAGCCGCCGAGGGCAGAGAUCAGCCGCUGUGCUCACCCUCCUCCUCCUCCCGUCCCUCCGUGCCGUGAAUCAGCUUUAAACCCGGGAAAAGAGCUUUGUGGAAGGAGGGUGCCGUGCGAGUGGUUUGCUGGCUCACUGCAUCCCGGAAUACCCCGGGUUUUUGUUUUCAUCCACCAAGGAGGGUCAGCGAGAGCUGAGCACCCACAAACUCGUCCCCGGAGUGGUGUUCAGCAGCCGUGGAAGUUGAGGGUUUGAGGCUCCCCUGCAAUGCCACCUCGAAACGCGUUCGUCCCCAGGAGAUGAGGACGGAAGAGGAGCUCUGCAGAGGAGCUUUCGCAGAGCUGCUUGUGUUUACAGGGGUCUCCGCGUUACCCCAGAUCUCCGGCGCCUUCUUCGCGGGAGGAAGGCACCAGUCGUAGAUACGGAAGAGGCACUGGAAACGUGGGCAGAGACCCACCGUCUUCAGUCAGCGUGUCCCCCUCCUCCUCUCAGAUCUUGUUAUUUAAGCAACGAUGAAUCCCUCCGAUCCCUGGAAUCACGGACUACCCGAGGUACCGCGGUUCACUCGUCCCGUGAACCCGUAUCUUUUAGUGAUGGUACUAGCUUUUGCACAGUAAAUGCUGUAGUAUAUGAGACUGUAAAUACUAGUAUUUAGAAUCCGUUGGGGAUUUUUUUGAUGCAUGUCUGAAUACCGAUGGAUUUAUAGGAAAAAAAAAAAAAAAGUGCAAAACAGUAUGUAUAAAAUUCACAACCAGUGACAGUGUCGUUCCAAGUGCUGGAAGGAAGGAGGCUCGGGCGGCUGCGGCGCGGGAGAAGGAGCCGGCGGGUCUGUUUCUGUGGUUGGAAAUGGGAAGUGGGAAGGAGCCCCGUGCCCGGCCGAGCCGUCCCCUCCACCUGCUCCUCUCCCCUCUUACUUGUUGCCAAAUGUUCUUUUCCAGGGGGUCUGGCUGACCCUUGGUGCUGUCCUUGCGAUCCGCGCCUUGGCAGGAGCUCCUUGUCCCCAGCAGGUCCUUGUCCCCAGCCCCAUCCCCAGUCCCACCGUGCUGGAGCCAGCGGGGCACAGGGGCAGCCCAGCAAGGGGGGGUCUCAUUUCCCACACACGCAGCGUUAACCCCGAUCUGUUCGGUGUGCCUUACUCACUCCUCUGUCCCCUCUCCGUGUCCCACCCGUGGUGUUGUCCCCAGCCGGGCCACGUCACCUCCCUCCUCUCUGUCCCCAUCCUGUGGUUUGCAGAGUGGAUCGUGGCUUUGGGCGGACGCUGCAGGUUUUCGCAGCCUUGCGGUGCCUUUCUCAGCGCCAUGUCGUGUGGGCACAGGUUUUAGAGCUCCGUCUAACAAAUCCCUGUGGUUUUAGGGCAGCGGCUCACAAGGAAUACAGCCGGAGCGUUCCGCAGAGCAUCCUGAACUCACUUCUUGCUGGCAGUCCUGUGUUUGCUAAAGCCUCUCUGUUUGUUCUGGGUGGAUCGGAGCCGCCAGCACUUUCUUCUGCAAACAGGUUGCAGAGUCUCAGCCGGCUCCCUGCAGACGGCGGCAGGAGGAGCGACGGCCGCGUUGCCCCGUUCCCAGGGUUGUGCCCAGCUCGAGAAUUUUCCUGACAAUUUAGGCACAGGACUCGUGCAGCAGCCAAAUAGUGAAGUGCAAAGAGACCCCCCCCUGCCUACAAGGGCAUUUUCUCAGAGAGGAGAGGAGACCGUGGGGUCCAGCAACCCCAGAGCAGGGAUCUACCUGCGCUGAAACACGUGUCUGAGCAAGAACACUUCAAAACUGGUUUGUUUUUGUGGCACUAAGGGCGCUGGAGCCGUGUGUCGUGUCUGGCUGAGACGUUGCAAUCCCCGAGGGCUUCCCAGCCUCGCGUGCAGGAGGUAACACUUGUGUUUCCCUUUGUAAUUAAGAUAUUUUUUAAAAAAACUGACAUGAUGAGACUGUGAAAAGGCAAAUAACGCCCUGUGUCCCCCCUGGCCGGCUCCCAGCAGCUCCCUGGAACUCUGAGCCGUUCGGGGGGCCGUUUCCAGGGUUGUCAUGUGUGGUGGCAGCUCUGACCCCACAGCCCAUCUCUCCCCUUCCCAGGGUGCAGCGUCCGUGGCUGGGGCUCCAUGCCAUGGAGGACCGGGGGGGUGCCCCUCGUCGCCAGCCCCCCAGAGCCCGGAGGCUCAGCCCGUGGCGUGGGGACGGGGUCUGCGUGGCUGUAGCACCUUGUCCAGCACCGUGGGGCUGAGGUUUUCUUACCCCAGCUUUCCUCCCCCCUUCUCCCCUUUGCGGCUGUCCCAGCCAAGCAGGGUGUCCCAACCACAGCUCCUGGCUCGUGUCCCCACCUCGCACCCAGCUCGCAGGGCUGGAGGGACCCUAAAAAAGGGUCUCCUCGCCCAGAGCAGCCUCAGGUUUGCUGACCAGAGCCCCCCCUCUCCAGGAGCAGCAUCCUUGGGGAGCAGGAGCCCAGAAGAGCAGCCGAUUGCAAGACCGACACCAUCACUUCUCUUGGGGGGGAGGGAGGGUCUCGAGCCCCCUCUGUGCCGGGCAGGGAGCGGGAGAAGCGCCGUCCCCGGUCACCAGCCCCCUGACCCGCUCCCAGGCCUCCCCCAGCUCUUCGGUUGUAUGAUACAUUUACCACUAACCCAGUCCCGAUGGUGGCAUCUUCCUGGAAACAUUUCAGACCUGUAAGUUUUAUAUUAAAGACAAAUAAACACCGAUAACAAA
Molecule: messenger RNA, 6777 nt
Organism: Columba livia (rock pigeon)
Lineage: Eukaryota; Metazoa; Chordata; Aves; Columbiformes; Columbidae
Gene: RAPGEF1
Product: Rap guanine nucleotide exchange factor 1
Exons: 26
Coding region: 223-3906 (1227 amino acids)
Biological process (GO): positive regulation of GTPase activity; Ras protein signal transduction
Cellular component (GO): plasma membrane
Molecular function (GO): guanyl-nucleotide exchange factor activity
Source: RefSeq, a predicted model, not a curated record